Messenger RNA from Aspergillus heteromorphus CBS 117.55, 2084 nucleotides. Its product is annotated as MFS general substrate transporter. The transcript is spliced from 12 exons. NCBI's taxonomy places the organism in Eukaryota, Fungi, Ascomycota, Eurotiomycetes, Eurotiales, Aspergillaceae. Gene Ontology annotation, molecular function: transmembrane transporter activity. Gene Ontology annotation, biological process: transmembrane transport. Gene Ontology annotation, cellular component: membrane. The record is from RefSeq and is a predicted model, not a curated record. Bases 1 to 1992 code for a protein of 663 amino acids.
AUGGCUACCUCUAAAGAUCUCAGCCAGAGGCUGUUUGACCAAACCGACCGUCGGUCGUACACUGAGCCAUCGCCUCAGGGUUCAUUCAAGGACAAGUCUCAGGUUGAGACCCACCAGUGCGAUGUAUCCGAUACGCACCCCGACAAUCCCUUCGCGGACCCCGAGGUCGCAGAGCGCUAUGCCCUCAUCUACGAGAAGGCGGAGUACGAGUGUCGACAUGUGUUUGACCCCACACUGACAUGGACUCCUGAAGAGGAGAAAGCACUCGUGCGGAAGCUGGACUGGCGUGUGUGCUUAUGGGCGUGUGUGAUGUUUUUCGGUCUCCAGGUCGACCGAGGAAAUCUCGUUCAAGCUGUGUCGGAUAAUCUGCUUGAUGAUCUUGGUCUGACAACAGACAACUACAAUACCGGAAACACCAUCUUUCUCGUUGCUUUUCUCUUAGCCGAAUUGCCCUCGCAACUGGUGUCCAAGCAAAUUGGCCCUGAUCGGUGGAUUCCCACGCAGAUGACCAUUUGGUCCAUUGUUGCAGCAGCACAAGCAGGACUAACUGGGAAAACGUCGUUCUAUGUGACGAGAGCUCUACUGGGAGUACUCGAGGGUGGCUUCAUCCCCGACAUUGUGCUCUGGUUGUCCUACUUCUAUACCAGUCGAGAACUCCCAACUCGUCUCAGUCUCUUCUGGACCGCUCUAUCCGGGACAACGAUCAUAACCUCGUUCAUGGCAUUUGGAAUUCUCCACAUGCGCGGCGUGCAAGGCAUGGCCGGCUGGAGAUGGCUCUUCCUCAUCGAAGGUUUGAUCACUCUAAUUAUCGGUCUCGCCUCCUUUUUCCGCAUGCCCGCCUCAGCAGUCGACACCAAGAAAUGGUUUCGACCCAAGGGCUGGUUCACCGACCGCGAGAUCAGCAUCGUGGUCAACCGCAUCCUCCGCGAUGAUCCCUCCAAGGGGGACAUGCACAACCGCCAAGCCAUUACCCCCCGUCGACUGUGGAACUCUAUCCGCGACUACGACCUCUGGCCUAUCUACCUCCUCGGUCUGGUGGUCUAUAUACCCAUGACUCCAGUAACAUCCUACAUCACUCUCACCCUGAAAGAUGUCGGAUUCAGCACAUUUGAAACCAACCUUCUCAACAUCCCUUACAACGUUGGUCACAUCAUCUGCCUCUUGGCUCUCACACGCCUUAGCGAGUGGCUCAAUGAACGCACCUUCGUCUCCAUGAUCCAGAACAUCUGGACCCUCCCAUGUGUUAUCGUCUUGCGGUUUUGGCCCGGAACCAUGGUCAGUGCAUGGGGAACGUAUGCGAUCGUGACGGUAAUGCUUUCGUAUCCCUAUUGUCAUGCUAUCUUAGUCGGAUGGUGUUCUAAGAACUCGAAUAAUGUCGGGACGAGGACGAUUUCGGCGGCCCUAUACAACAUGUUCGUCCAAGUGGGCGGCAUCAUCGGAAACAAUAUCUAUCAAGCAGAUGAUAAACCGAAAUACCAUCGCGGAAACACAGCUCUCAUUGCUAUUAACAUCCUUGCUAUCUUGCUGUUUAUCUUCACAAAGGUGUAUUAUGUCUAUAGGAAUAAGCAGAGGGAGCGCGUGUGGAGUGGGAUGACGGAGGAGCAACGGCAGCAUUAUCUGCAGACCACGCAAGAUACUGGGAAAGGGUACUGGAGGGACAUUCUGGGAGACGAAGAGCGGGAGAUCGAUGAUAAGGAUACGUAUCCACGAAAGCUAUCCUCGAUCAUGAAACAAGUCUGGGAUAUGGGUACAUUCUGGUUCAGUCUUGCGCUCUCCAGCCCAAUCGGGCUCUUUGCAUUGUUCGAUAAGCAGAUCCAACCGAUCAUGACAGAGAAAUGCCCGGACCAUGAAGCCUUCCAUCAGAUAAUGCCAUGGUACUGGACAAGAGAUACAAUAGGAACAUUGACCCGCAAACUCGCGGACAGAGAGGACUAUGAUUAUCGCCUUCGCAAGGCAUUCGAUGAAGGCAGCGACAGAACCUCAACCUCGUAGUUACUUAGCUUUUGGCAGGCAGAAGGGAUUAUCCAGCCUCCCUCUUUCCGGUACUGUCAUUGAGAACCCCACUCGGAACCUCAGGCAGCGUA